Drosophila serrata is the source of this 10570-nucleotide messenger RNA. It is a transcript of the gene Myo10A, whose product is annotated as unconventional myosin 10A. Lineage: Eukaryota; Metazoa; Arthropoda; Insecta; Diptera; Drosophilidae. Gene Ontology annotation, molecular function: cytoskeletal motor activity; protein binding; ATP binding. The record is from RefSeq and is a predicted model, not a curated record. Gene Ontology annotation, cellular component: cytoskeleton; myosin complex.
GUUGUGCAUUUUUUUUCGGUGCGGUAAUAGCUGUAUGUGUGAAAGUUGUUUUUAACUAGCCAUAACUGAUCAAUUAGUAUGCGGCUCAACUGGAAAAACGAUAGUACUUAAACGAAUUCAACAACCAUCCCUAGACGAUUCCUUGGAAAAAAAAAAAACAAAGGAAGAUUACAUCGGAAAAUACCCACCAAAUUGCAAACGCUCCAUCAGCAAAGUUCAGCUGUUUCGUUACCGAACUCGCCCAGUGCCGUGCUAUUACAUAUAUUUGUUCUAAUUUUGUUCAAUUUCGGUUAAGUUGACAAAAAAUCAACGCUGUUCUACACAAAAUAUACAAAAAUACCAGCAACAAGUUGGCAACACAAACAAGCCAACACCGAGUUAGAGUGAGAGAGAGCGACGGAGAAGCGGUGGAGAAGACGCAGCGACGAAAGAAAUGUAGCAGAAAUCAUCCUCUUCUAAUGUUCUUGUGUGCGGUGACGAAGUGACGUUGAAAGCAAGCGAGCCAAUAAGAAGAGGGGUCGAAAGCGCGGUUCGAGGGAAAGAAGAAAGAGCACAGAAAACACAUAAAAAACACCAGCUUACACACACACACACACGCACGCGCAUACGAGUUGGCCAGAACUGUUAACUGAAACGCGAAGCAUCAACAAAGCAACAAUGAAUCAACCGGUUUGAAGAGCACCACCACCACGCCCCACAGCCAAACAUAAUCAAACCAUAACCCAGCAGUUCCUCUGAUCGAUUCAAUCUCAGCCAGAGUUCGCCUCCAGGCGAUACACACACAUCCCUUUGGUCCAACGGAGAGAGAGGUGAGGUGAGGUGAGGACAGAGUCAACGGAAAAGCGGAGCCAUGGACUGGGCCGAAGGUGAUCUGGUCUGGUUCGAUCCGGGGAUGGGACAUCCCAUACCCGGUGAGAUCCAGGAGGUGCACCGCGCUGCCCAGGUGAUUGUUGUCCAGGCGCUCAUCAAAGGCAAGCCACAGACGUUCGCCCUGCAGCCGGGCGAGGGUAGCCUGCGGGCUCGUCAGGAUCUGGGCAGCAGCGGCGUCGAGGACAUGACCCUCCUGGAUGACCUGCACGAAGCGUCACUGCUAUGGAAUCUGCGUCUGCGCUACGACAAGGGUCUGAUCUACACGUUCGCCGGCAGCAUCCUCAUCGCUGUCAAUCCUUACAAGAUGUUCCCCGAUGCCUACGGCCUGGAGGUGGCCAAGCAGUACGCUGGCCGACCCUUGGGAUCCCUGCCACCGCAUCUGUUUGCCAUCGGAGCAGCCGCCCAUGCGGCUCUGCCCUCGCCCCAGGUGGUGGUCAUCUCCGGCGAGAGUGGCUCCGGCAAGACAGAGUCCACGAAGCUGGUGAUGCAAUAUCUGGCAGCAGUGGUGCCCGGCGGCGGAUCCGCCUCAGCGGUCAUUACCGAACAGAUCUUGGAGGCCGCACCGCUGCUGGAGGCCUUUGGCAAUGCACGCACCGCCCGGAAUGACAAUAGCUCCCGGUUUGGCAAAUAUCUGGAAGUGUACUUCAAGAGCGGCGCCAUCGUGGGAGCCAAGAUCACGCAGUACCUGCUGGAGAAGUCACGCAUCGUGACCCAGGCGCCGGGAGAGCGCAACUAUCAUGUGUUCUACGAGCUCCUCGGCGGCCUUUCGGAGGCGGAGCGCUCCAAGUACGGCCUGCUGGAGGCGGACAAGUAUUUUUACCUGAACCAAGGAGCCACGGACUGUGCCAGCGGUCGCGUUGACUGGGAGUCACUGCAGGGUGCCAUGCAGGUCCUGGGCGUCUCCGAGGGAGAACGCGAGGGCAUCGUCCGUGUACUGGCUGCCGUUCUGCAUCUGGGCAAUGUCUACUUCCACCGCCGGCAGCUGCGACAUGGCCAGGAGGGCGUAGAGGUGGGCUCCGACGCAGAGAUCAAGUGGGCUGCCCACCUACUCCACAUCAAUGCCGAGGGACUGCAUCGGGCUUUGACCAGUCGCACCACGGAGGCGCGAGCGGAGCGGCUGCACACACCGCUGGGCAUUGACCAGGCCCUGGAUGCCCGUGAUGCCUUCGCCAAGGCCCUCUACGCCGGACUCUUCAACUGGCUGGUGUCCAGAAUCAACUCGAUUGUGCAGAAGGGCGGCACCCAUGAUGCCCACCGCAUCAGCAUCCUGGACAUCUUUGGCUUCGAGGAUCUGGCCGAGAACAGCUUCGAGCAGCUGUGCAUCAACUAUGCCAACGAGAACCUGCAGUUGUACUUCAACAAGCAUGUCUUCAAGCUGGAGCAGGCGGAAUAUGCCCGCGAGCGGCUGGAGUGGACACCACUGGCCUGGGACGAUAACCUGCCGGUGAUCCAUCUGCUGGCCAAGAAGCCUGUGGGCAUUUGCCACCUGCUCGAUGAUGAGUCCAACUUCCCGCGUGCCACCGACCUGAGUUUCCUUGAGAAGUGCCACUACAAUCAUGCGCUGAGCGAGCUCUAUGCCCGCCCACGGAUCGGUGCCCAGGAGUUCGGGGUCACCCACUAUGCCGGCCAGGUGUGGUACUGUGUGGACGGUUUCCUGGACAAGAACCGUGAUGCGUUGCGUGGUGAUGUUCUGGAGCUCCUCGCCUCCAGUCGCCUGCCCCUGGUGGGUGAGCUGACCAAACAGCUGCGGGCACAGCGAGAUGCUGGCAAGACUUUGCCCAAAGGAAGCAACGGUCGAUUUGUCACCAUGAAACCUCGAACGCCAACGGUGGCCGCCAGAUUUGCGGACUCACUGCAGCAGCUGCUGCAAUCGAUGGGACGCUGUCAUCCGUGGUUCGUUCGCUGCAUCAAACCCAACCAGGAGAAGCAUGCCCUACGCAUGGAUAUGCCGUGUGUGCUCCAGCAGUUACGCUACCUGGGAAUGCUGGACACCAUCCAGAUCCGGCAGCGGGGCUAUCCGGUUCGCCUGCGCUUCCAACACUUUGUGGAGCGUUACAGACAUCUCCUGGCCGCUCCUCUGGCCCGGGGAACGCCCUAUCGUGAGCUCUGCCGCGCCCUCCUGGAGGCCAUGCCACGAACAGGAGUGGAGGGUCCAGACUAUCAGCUGGGCGCAACGCGAGUCUUCCUGCGCGAGGCCCUUCACCGAGCCCUGGAGAGCGGUCGUACGGAGCGGUUGCGUCGAGCGGCGGUCAGUGUCCAGCGGCAUGUGCGCGGUAUGCUGGUUCGCCGGCAGCUGGCACGUCGUCAGGCUGCGGCCACCCGACUCCAGGCCCGCUGGCGGGGUCAGCGGGAGCAGCAGCGUUUCGAGCGGCUGCGCAAGGGUGCCCUCACGGCGCAACGAAUCUGGCGAGGACGACAGGCGCGAAGGAGAGUCCAACAGUUGCGAUCGGAUCAUCGGAGGAGACAGGAAGCCAGGGAGGCCGCACAGCGAGCACGCGAGGCAAGGGAGGCCAAACAGGCGGUGCUGGAGAGGAGUCAGCUGAGCUACCUGGACAUACCCGCUGAGCUGGCCUUCAUCUACUCGAAGCUGCAGGGCUGGUCACCGCCGCAUGGUGACCGGCAUCUGGUCAAGGUGCUGGGCACAGUGCCAGGGCCACCGGCCUCGGCGGUUCAGCUGCCGGAGGAUCUGGGCCAGUUCUCCUUCGGCAAGUUCAGCAGCGUCUAUUGCAACGGUCUGAGGCUGCAGCCACGGAGGGAGCCCAUCACGGCACCCUUCCUGUCAAGGGCCGCAUCGCGGGAUCAGGACUUCCAGGAUGCCUUGGCCGUCUUCAAGCUCAUCCUACGCUGGAGCAACGACAAGUCACUGGAAGGUGCCAAGGAGAAGCUGCUGGCCGACUACAUUGUCCACAAGGCCCUGAGCUCGCGAGGAUUGCGCGAUGAGAUCCUGGUGCAGCUGUGUAACCAGGUCCAUGGCCUGCCGCCCACCUCCGUGGAGGCCACCCGGCUGUGGCAGCUGAUGGGCCAGUGCCUGUGCUGCUUUCAGCCCAGCGCCGCCUUCAGCAAGUAUCUGAUGCGCUUCGUCGACGACGAGGCUCCUGCUUCACUGCGUCCGCUGCUCCUGCGCCAGCUGCUCCGGCAGCAGGGCGGCGGCAGCGGUGGCUCCUCGCCCGGCGGCGCUAGUCGCAGUUUUGUGCCCGCCUGGCUGGAGUGGCGUGCCUGGACCAGGGGCUGUGACAUGGCCCUGCCCUUGACUUUGCCCGACGAGGCCAGCCAAACAGUGGCCGUGGAUUCGUGGACCAGCUGCGAGGAGGCUGCCGCCCUGGCCGUCUCCUCUCUGGGCGUGGCCAGCAGAGGUUGGACCCUGGUACUGGACGACGGUCAGCAGCUAACGGACAGCUGCGGAUUGGACUACGUGAUGGAUCUGAUAGCGGAGAAGGAGCUGUGUCCGGCCUUCCCGGCUCCGAGGAGUGACCUACUACGUUCCGGGGCCAAGUUUGCCAGGACAACGCUGCCGGAGUCGGUGAAGCGACCGGCAGUACCACCACCAGCUCCGCCCACUUCCGGAGCAGGCAAGGAGGAUGUGCCGCGAGAGCGUCGAAGCAGCCGAGAGCUGCUCUCCCGGAGCUCGGCUCUGAACGAGCGCUACUUUGAGAGAGAGCCCAGCCCCGGAGCGGGCCCAGGAUCGAGUCAAAACCAGGCCAAGUCGCGCUCCAAGUCUCUGGAUGAUCUGCUGGCCGGAGACAUUGCUCCGGUGCCGCCAGAUUGCGACUCCCAGGAGCCGCUGCACACGCUCGGCCUCUCGGAGAGCCGGCUCAACGAUCGUUACCAUUCGGCGGAGCGCCUGGCCCCCAUGGGCAAAGAGACGGCGCCGCGGUAUCAGAAGUCCCAGCAUGCCGGUCGUCGCUCCCAUGCCGCCUCCCAUGGCUCCCACUCCAGCAAGUAUGCCGACAAGGCGGAGUAUGCCACCCGAUCCUCGGCCAUGUCCGAUACGAGCGAGGCUCCCUCGCUGGCGUCGCAUGUGCGCCGCGUGAGGGUACCGUCGCAGGCCUCGGAUGUGGACCAGUUCCUGGAUGACCUCUUCAGUCCCGUGUUGGAUGGUUCCCUGGAUGAGCUCUCAGAUGCCCGCUCCCUGGCGGCCAGCAUUCGCGGCGGAGGAGGAGGAACCUAUCAAUUGGAAGAACAUUACGAAUCUGAUAUUGAUGACCUGGAUGACUACAUCAAUGAUAUAUUCCAGCCCAUUGAGGGUUUGGAGAAGCUGGCCAGCAAGGACCAGCUGGCAGUGGCCAUUAAAGGAGGAGGCCUUCCCUCACAAUCCGAGACAGAGUCCGAGUCGGAGAUAGAGGAUCUGGAUGACUACAUCAGCGACCUAUUGCAGCCCCUGCCCGUGGCCCAGGGACUGGACAAACUGGUCAACAAGGAUCACCUCGCAGUGAGCAUUCGCGGAGGCGGCAGCACGGAGACUAAUGGUGCCGAUCCCCUCAUCCAUCAGCUGAUGCAACUGCCCGGUUCCGAGACAGAGUCCGCUCCGGGAUUAUACCAGCAGCAGGUGCAGCGUGCCUUCCUGCAAUCGGCCAUGGCCCAGAAUCUGCAGAUUCAACAGCAGCUGCUGGCCCAGAACCAGGCCCUCCAGACGCUGCUCAGCCAGCAGGCGGCGGCAGCAGCAGCUGCCACGACCAACAACAACAGCUCGGGAUCACCGCCACCAGCUCCUCCUGGAGGAUUAAGCAGUCUGUCCAUAUCGCCACCACCGCCACAGUCACCGCUGUCGCCGCUGCGCAUGAAAACCACCCGGAGCAGUCUGGUGGUAAUGGAGUCACUGCAGCCGCCGGCACCGCCACCACCGCCACCCAUGCCACCACCGCUGGAGUGCAAAGAUCCAUCGGAGACGCGACACUUCCUUGAUCCCUACGGACGGGCCAAGACCGUGAGGAUUGGCAAGUGGCGCUGGCCGCCGCCGCAGGAUGAGCCACAGUUCCAAACGGAGGAGGACUUCUUUGCCUUCAAGAUGCGCCAGCAGCAGCGCAAGACGACGCCGCAGGCCCAGCAGCAUCUCCACCACCACCAGCAGCAACAGCUGCUCCUGACCGGAAGUGGAAGUGGCAGCAAUGGAUCCGGCGGUCCUGGAGCCACUGCCACGGCCAUCGAGUGGGAGGAGUUCGAGAUCGACAGUCCAACGCCGCCGCCCAUGAGUGGCCAGAUGAUGCGGAGUAGCCUGCGUCUGGAGACCACCACCACCACGACAUCCAUGGCCGCCAUCAAUAGCAGCAGGGACAGCAGGGAUCAUAGGGACCACAACAGAGACACCCAGGAUGCACCCAUGCAGAGCGUGGUCACCACCAAGCUGGCCAAGAAGAGCUUCGAGAUUGGAGCCGACCGUCCGCCGCCGGGCAGCGUGGGCAAGCUGAAGCUUAGCUCUGAGAUGCGCCAGCGCUUGGAGCAGGUCACCGCUGGACACUCAGUGCGCUCGACGGUGUCCACCAAGUCGGAGCAGCGGGCGCCGGCCAAGCUGGAGGAUACCCGCAAGCUCAUGCUGCAGCAGCAGCUGGGCGGACUCUUUGCCAGCGUCACUUCCGGUGGAAACACCGGUCCCGGUGGAACCUCAGGCCCAGGAGGAGGUAUCAGUGGCAAUGGGACCGACUCUCAUGCCACAGUGCGCACUCAGAUCGAGCGAAUGGAGGGUAAGCUGUCGCCACCGCCGGCUCCUCCCUCGGGCGGCUGGCCAGGAAUGUUACCACCAGCGCCCAGUGUGCCAGCACCGCCGCCGCCCAUCCGGCCGCCAAGCAUGGCACCACCAGCUCCGCCCCCGGCACCACAGAGUCCCCCCACGACCAGGAGCCCCGAGCCAGAGCCUGACUACCGCACCUCGAGCAGCCUGCAGCAGGCGGCCAAGGAGCAUGUGCCGGCUUUCAUUCAGCGUCAGGAGCGGGACACCUUCGGUGCAGUGCGUCAGCAGCAGCAUCAGCACCAGCAGCAGCAGCAGAUGAUGAUGAUGAGCAGCCACCACUUGCACCUGCAUAUGGAUGGUGACCAUUCGGCCUCCUCUUCACCGGCGGCCGCCGCCUGGGAGCAAUCGGAGCGGGAGAGAUCACGCAGCCGAAGCCGAAGUCGUGACCGCGAGGAUUACUCCGAGUCUGUGUGGGAUCGGGCCGAAGUGGAGGGCCCUGCCUCGGCCAGUGGCAGCGAGAAGGAGCGCGAGAAGCGGGAAAGAGAACGAGAGCGUCUCUACGAGCUGCGCCAAGUGGAACGCGAGCGGGAGAGCCACAAAGUGUACCAGCCGGCUCCGCCACGAGUGAUCCAAGCCAGUUUGGAUACCACGGGAAGGAGAGAGGAGCGUGGCGGUGGAGGAGGAGGCAGUGGUCUGGCCACCUUCCGGACGCACAUGGCCCAGAAGUACGAGCACGAGCGCAAGCGCAAGAGCUCGGCCAGCUCCGGGAUGCGUGAGGAGCUGGAUUCGAUGCAUGCGAUGACCACACCGCCACCCAUAGUGGUGCCAGCGCCAGUGCCACCGCCUCCAGUCUCCACCAGCCCAGGACCGGGAGUGACCACCUCCUCCUCCGGCAUGGGAACGGGACUGGCACUGGGACUAGGAGCAGGAGCGAGCAGUGCCUGCCUCACCUAUAACCGAGUGCCGUGGAAGCUGCGCGUACGCAAGGAGGUCUUUCAGCCACAUGAACCCAUCGGUCCACCGGUGGCUCUGGAUCUGCUCUUUGCCCAGGUCCUAGGGGAUGUUUUUGGUGUCACACCAUGCCUGAGGAUUACGCCGCAGGAGAAGAGCUCCGCUUUAAAUAUGCUGCAUGGUCAUGGAGUAAGCGUGGACACGCUCUCCGCUCGCAGUAACUCUGCCGGAGCAGGAGGAGGAGGAGCUGGAGCUGGACAGCAGGUGCGUGCCCUGGUCAAGCGUCAUCUGGUGGACAUGGCCCGCGACUGGCCACUGUACUUUGCCCGCCUGUUCGCCGUGCAGGGAGCACCCCUGUAUCCCGAUGUGAGCAUCAUGGGCGUCUCCCACAGUGGCCUGUACCUGGCCCGCCGCGAUGCGGACUACCUGAUCGUGGUCCAGGCUAUAUCAUUCGGGGAGAUCCAGAGUGCCGUCACCCUGCCGCGUCCGGCUGCCCUGCAGCUGAAUCUACGGAAUGGCAAGCAUCUGGCGCUCCAUGCCGCCCGGGCAGCCGCCAUACAGUCGAUGGUCACCAGUUUUGUUCAGGAGUUCCGCAAGUCACAAUCAAAGGCCUCGACUCUUUCCUCGGGCGCUCGGGCCGCCGCCCAGACCCUAAAUGUGCCGCUGGAGCGCCUGGAAUCGCGCCAGGCGCACGCCCAGCGUACCGAGCACACUCAGAACGAAUCCCAGCAGCAGCAGCAGUCGGAGCUGCAUCAUCAUCUGCAGCACCAGCACCAGCAGCAGCAGCAGCUGGAGGAUGCCCUGGAGGAGCAGCAGCAGCAGCAGCAUCUGUCCGCCGAUCAUCAUCAGCAGCAGCAGCAGCAAUCGGGACAGCGUUACAUGAAGCAGCAAAGCUAUUUGCACUCCGCCCGCAAAUCAAAUGCCGGACAGCAGCAGCCUGCCUCCCUGACCAAUGGCCAGGCCCAUCAGCAGGAGCAACUCCAGCUGCAGCUCCAACAGCAACAGCAGCAGUCUCAGUCACUGCCGCAUCACGAUCUGGAUGCCAACUAUCUGCAGGAGGAGAGCAAUGUUGGGACACCGCCCUCGGUGACCAAGUACUCGUUGCUCCAGUUUGCCAUGCAGCACUUCCGCAAUGACCAACUGAGGGACGCUGAUCGUCAUCAUGAGCGGCACCAGUCCUCCGCUGCCAAUCGCUCCUAUGCGGAGCUGGUCAAGUGGCAGGGCCAUGCCAUACGCCUGCCGCUACUCCGUCUGCCCAAUGACCUGGCACCGCUGGCCUUGGAGUGCUUCGAUUGCAUCCUGCGCUAUUGUGGCGACAUACCACUGGAUCCUGACCUCACCGAGGUCAAGUGUGUUUACACCGUGCUAAUGCACUGUCACAAGUAUCUUGCGCUACGCGACGAGGUCUAUUGCCAGCUGAUGAAGCAGACGACGGCAAACCGGUCACCUUGUCCCGACAGCUCACAGCGGGCUUGGCGCCUGCUCAGCAUCCUGGCGGCAUACUUUGGCUGCUCGGACGCACUGCGUCCCUACCUGAUGGAGCAUCUGACAUCGGCGGCCUCGGACAGGCGACGCUCCUGCCAUGGCACUGCCGCCGUUUGCCUGACGAAUCUCCGGAAGACCGCCCGCUGCGGUGGCCGUAAGAAUGUGCCCAGCGUGGAAGAGGUGACAGCUGUAUCCGCUGGAAGAUCGGCCAGAAGACAGAUCUAUCGGCUGCCUGGUGGAGCCGAGAGAGUGGUUAAUACCAGGUGCUCCACCGUGGUGGCGGAUGUCAUUGCCGAGCUGUGUGCCCUGCUUGGCGUGGAAUCGGAGGCGGAGCAGCAAGAGUUCUCGCUGUACUGCAUCGUUCAGGGAGAUGCCUUCACCAUGCCCCUGGCCGCCGAUGAGUAUAUCCUGGACGUGACCACGGAGCUGCUCAAGUCCGGGCAACCCUUCUACCUGAUCUUCUGCCGCUCGGUGUGGCACUUUGCAUUGAAGCGCGAACCGGCCCCCAUGCCGCUGUACGUGGAGGUGCUCUUCAAUCAGGUGGCUCCCGAUUAUCUGGAGGGAUUGCUGCUGGAGCUGCCGGGCAAUGGUGUCCCUGUGCCAGAGAUGGUACGCGACAUGGCCCGGAUAGCAGCCUUGCUGCAUCGUGCCGCCGAUCUGAGUCACGUGCCCGCCAUGAAGGAGAUCAAAUUCUUGCUGCCCAAGCCGGCGCUGGGCAUUCGCGAGAUCCGACCGGCCCAGUGGGUGGGCCUGGUGCAGUCCGCCUGGCCGCAGGUGGCCAAUCUGAGUCCCGGCCAGGUGAAGGCCCAGUUUUUGAACGUGCUGGCCGCCUGGCCGCUCUUCGGCAGUAGCUUCUUUGCGGUGAAGCGCAUCUGGGCCGAGGAUGGGCCACAUGUGGAGGAUAAUCACAGUCCGAUGUGGCGAGACCUCAUCCUGGCGCUCAACCGGCGGGGAGUACUCUUCCUGGAUCCUAAUACGCACGAGACUCUGCAGCACUGGAGCUUCAUGGAGGUGAUAUCCACGCGCAAGGUUCGCUCGGAGGAUGGUGCUCUCUUCCUGGACAUGAAGGUGGGCAACCUGAUGCAGCAGCGUGUCAUCCGCGUCCAAACGGAGCAGGCGCAUGAGAUUUCGCGCCUUGUGCGUCAGUACAUCACCAUGGCCCAGAUCAGUCAGCGCGACAAGCGGGAGCUCAACUAGGAACAGGACUUGGAGCAGGAUGAGCUCAGCCCUUGAGCAACGAACAUUAGCUCUAUGCUUAACAUAUACCCAUAAUUAUUAUUAUGUUUAUUCUUAUCGAUAUUUCGUAUUCGAGUUAUUCUCCACACACAUGCAUGUUUAUUUUUUUCGUCGUUUUGUAAGUUGUCCCUCUACGUAUAUAUUUAUAUUUGAUUCACGCCCAUAACCAAGUGCUGGCUUCCGUAUCCCGUACUCCCUCCUGGUGGCGCUACGUUGGCCAUAUAUAGAUACCCCCCUUUUGUCUACUUGUCCCUCGAUUCUGUCUUAAUUUUAAGCAAACCAAGUGCAAUCCCCUCUUUUUGGAGUCUGUUCUGUUCCAUUUACCCCAUUCGAUCAACGAUUCUUUUAGCACUUAAGAGUAGC